UACACUAACUUGUGCUCACCUGAGAUAUCAUUAGCUGUGUGUCGACCCAUCCGUCCAUGUGAAUUGAAUUCUGUGUAUCCAGCCUUGUUUUCUGCAUCUCCACCCCUCCGAGACACACCGUAGACCUGACCAUCACCAUCACCUCCAGAAGCAGUGAUGGCAGUCCAGCCCCAGCCGAUGCCUGUAGUGAACAUACAGCCAGGCAUGUUUCGGGCCCCUGCUGACAUAAAGACUGGGGUGUGGAGCAGCAGCAUCUGUGACUGUUGUGACGACAUGAAGAUCUGUUGCUUUGGGUUCUGGUGCCCAUGCUGCCUGAGAUGUCAGAUGAGUACAGACUUUGGGGAGUGUUUCUGUCUCCCACUGCUGGACAUUUUCCUCCACUGUAUCCCAGCUACUUCUCUGGCCCUCCGGAGCACCAUGAGGGAGAGAUACCGCAUCCAGGGGACCAUAUGCAACGACUGCCUCUUGGUCGCCUUCUGCACCCCCUGUGCCUGGUGCCAGAUGGCCCGAGAGCUGAAGUUACGUCAGCGCACUCUCCUCCUCUGCAAUGUCCCAUCCCCUGUCCAGAUCAACAUGUAUCCCCCUCAAGCCCUUUCUCACCCCUCUAUGUAUCUACAGCCUAUGCCUGUAGGACACUACACCUCUGAGCCACAAUAGAAUAUAGCCAGCAUAAGCAAGAGAUAAAUUAGGGGGUUGUGGAUGAGUGCCAUUCUAGAAUGUGAAACAGGCAGCACAGUCAGCCAACAGUGCAUCACAUAGAUAUCUGUUUUAAAAAAUUAUAGGAAAGCAAACACUUUUAGAGAAAU
Messenger RNA from Salvelinus sp. IW2-2015, 806 nucleotides. RefSeq names its product plac8 onzin related protein 6 (gene ponzr6). The record is from RefSeq and is a predicted model, not a curated record. NCBI's taxonomy places the organism in Eukaryota, Metazoa, Chordata, Actinopteri, Salmoniformes, Salmonidae.